Molecule: messenger RNA, 764 nt
Organism: Selaginella moellendorffii
Lineage: Eukaryota; Viridiplantae; Streptophyta; Lycopodiopsida; Selaginellales; Selaginellaceae
Exons: 8
Coding region: 46-606 (186 amino acids)
Source: RefSeq, a predicted model, not a curated record
UAUAUUAAGCUAGGCUAGGGCGAGGAAGAAGUAGAGCUCUUGACGAUGGCGUCCGGGAGGCCGCAUUACGGCGCUGGAGCGCUCCAGCGGUCGGGAAUGCUAUCCAAGGAGCAGCUGUUUCGCCUCUUCCUCGAAUUCGCGCAUCUCGUCGACAAGCCCGAAGUAAAAAAGCGUAUCUCGGACGCAGUACAAGCAAGACAGGAAGCAGUGGGGGUGACGACUGAGAUCCAGGAAGAAAUCUUUCUGCGAAUGGGUGUUGAGCCAAAGUUUGGGAUUGCAUCGCUGGGGAAAGUGAACACAGUUUACAAGGACGACCGAGAACUCAUGCUCAAGUUCUACGAGUUUGUUGCCCGAGAAGAGAUGGCGUGUGACGAGGCGGAGCUCGGAAGAGAUGCAUUUCAGCAAAAGAUGCAGCAGUUCACGAAAUCUCAAGAACAGCAACUCAAGUUAUUACAGCAGCUUCGAAAUCUUUCUCUAGACAGGCAGCAAGCCUUCUUCCAAGACCUACAAGCUCGAAUGCAGUAUCUUCACAAGCAAGGAGCUCCCAGCAUGAGCACGAGAGACAUCCAAGAUUUUCACCAGCAGUUCCUCAUGCGCAGUAACUAAACACUGAGAUUGAGCUCCGCAGUUCUUCGUCUCCACAUCUCGUUGAUCUCUACAAUUCGAUUUGCUGCGAAGGAGAAUGAUAGAAUAAGCGUUACGGUUUGUAGAAGAAAAAAGAACGAAAAAAUCAAAGGUCAAAGGAAAAAAUUUGGACAAUCCAA